AUGGAUCAAAUGGAGUCACUCAGACAAGAAUUCAAAGAAGGAGAACUACCUGAAGAACUUCUGGCUUACCACUGCAAAGACAAUGAAGGGCUCAACGGCGAAUGGAUCAUUACGGAGGACCAGCGAUCUGACGGCAUGACGGAUAUAGUGGAGUUCUUCGGAAUUGAUAUUCAUGAUGGAGCUGCUUGGGAGUUGCUGCUGCAUUUGAACGCGCCGCGGUUUCGGCUGCUGGAGGAAGUCGUGCCGCAUGCGCCGCUGCGGCAUAUAACUCCAGGCUGCACCGAAGGGAACUUUUUGGCUGCGGAGAUUGACGGGAUUUUGUUUGUGAAGUAUCAAAUGAGUCGAGGGACACUAUACAUGACGCGGAUUUUGCUUACUGAAGAUCCACAGGGAAAGGAAAAGGGGCCCCUUACUUUGGCGCAGUAUUGCAUCUUGAAGAAUGACGGAGACAGACACGUGCAAGAGCUGCAGCAGCAACUGCAGAAGCUGCUGCAGCAGCAACAGCAAGAGCUGCAGCAGCAACAGCAGAAGCUGCUGCAGCAGCAACAGCAGCAGCAACAGCAGCAGCAACAACAGCAGCAAAAGCAGCAGCAACAACAGCAGCAGCAGCAGCAACAGCAGCAGCAACUCGCCCGCUUGCUGCCUAGGGCAUGGUUUCCACGCGCAGAGCUCACAUCGGAAAAUGGCACUUGA
Eimeria necatrix is the source of this 693-nucleotide messenger RNA. RefSeq lists its product as hypothetical. NCBI's taxonomy places the organism in Eukaryota, Apicomplexa, Conoidasida, Eucoccidiorida, Eimeriidae. Gene Ontology annotation, molecular function: transcription coactivator activity. The transcript has 8 exons. The record is from RefSeq and is a predicted model, not a curated record. The coding region runs from base 1 to 693 and encodes 230 amino acids.